GAUACUCACCGGCACCGGAGGGAGGGGAGGGCGGGCGGCGACCGCGCUGAUGGGACAAAGCGCGGCCAUGAGCCCGCUGUAGGCCGCUGGGAGCCGCCGCCGCCGCCUCCAAGGAGGGACGGAGGGAGGGAGGGGGUUCUGGCCGCGGGUGGAUGCCGGUUGCGGCCGGCAGCGCCCGGCACCAUGCACACCGUGCAGAAGGACACCACCUUCACCAAGAUCUUCGUCGGGGGGUUGCCCUACCACACCACCGACUCCUCCCUCAGGAAGUACUUCGAAGUCUUCGGGGACAUCGAGGAGGCGGUGGUGAUCACCGACCGGCAGACGGGCAAAUCCCGGGGAUACGGCUUUGUGACCAUGGCAGACAGAGCCGCGGCUGAGAGAGCGUGUAAGGACCCCAACCCCAUCAUCGAUGGUAGGAAGGCCAACGUCAACCUGGCGUACCUGGGUGCCAAGCCGAGGAUCAUGCAGCCAGGUGAGGAGCCCGAGAGGUCCGCCCCUCUCUCUGUUAGGACGGCUGUGGCUCGGGAAGCAGCGCUGCGGCUGAUUUGGCCGCCUGCCUGCCCGGCCCUGGGUGCUGCUGACGGAGGACGCGCUGUAGUCGCGUUCCCUCUGUGCCGUAUCCACUUACCGUACCUGUUACACCAGCACAGCGCACCCAAGUUCAUGUUUCACCAUAGGUGUGCAGCAGCUCCACCCCGCCUUCAUUCAGAGACCCUUUGGACUCACGCCUCACUAUGUUUACCCCCAAGCUAUCAUUCAGCCCAGCGUGGUGAUCCCCACCCCCGUGCAGUCCAUUGCGUCUCCCUACAUCGACUACACCGCCGCCAGCCAAGCCUACUCCCAGUACACCACAGCUGCCUAUGACCAGUACCCCUACGCUGCCUCUCCCGCUGCAGGCUUUGUGGGAUAUGGCUACACGGGCACAGUGCAGCCCCCCAUCACCGCCAGCACCCCGGCAGCGCCCGCCACCGCCUUUGUGCAGUACCAGCCCCAGCAGCUGCAGCCCGACCGCAUGCAGUGAGACUGCACUGCUGGGACAGUCUUUUGAGAUGAAAGGAUACAACGAGGACAACAAAAGCAACAGCAAAAGAAAAACAAGAAAACAACAAAAAAAGAACCACCAAGAUGCAAAAAAAACCCACAACCCCAAAGCAAAAAAACAAGGAAGAAAAACCAAGUCACCCUGCUCCCGUGUCCCGUUUCUUUAGGUGCAUAGCAAUACCUAAGCUAUUUAUAGUGUUACGGGCGAACUCAAACCCUCGCAGUCUGGCUGUGCUGAUGAAGAAGGACUUGGGGUCAAUUUGUCAAUCCAGACAGAUCCGUGUUUUGAAGAUGUUCUUAAAGUGACUGAAAUGAUUCACAGGAGAACUCGGGCUCCUUGUACACGGCGCAGUCUGCUUCCAUCACCUGUGGGCUUCUUUCUGCCUCCCCCCCCCCCUCCAUCCCUCCUCAUUGAACCUGCAGUCUUCUUAUUUACCGUUGGUGUGCAGAGGUACUCGGAGAACGUGGAGAAAAGCAAUCUUAUUUUUUUGGUUGUACAAAAACUUUGUAAUACUCAGAGAUGCCUUACGGGGAAAAAAAAAAGAAAAAAAGAAAAAAAAAAGAAAAAAAAAGAAAAACUAUUUUUUAAUAUUUAUUGCGAUUUUAUUCGCAUGAGCUGUGAAUUGCAGACAGAAGAAUAGUAGUAAGUAUCUGCCUUGUUUAAUUCUCGUUUUACUAAAUUAUUGUACGUAGUUCAAAGUUCCUCAGUAAUUGCUGAAUCACUUCAACUUGCAGGAGGGGGAAUAGCAGCUCCAAGGAGAGCUGGAUAUUCCUUUAGUCAACGCACUGUACUAUUUUCUUAUUGUAAUUGUUACUCUGUUAAGAUUAUCUCAAAUUUAGGUAUAUUUUUAAAAUGCAAAAAAAAAAAAAAAACAACAAAAAAAACCAACCCAACCCUACACCAAACCACCGCGAAUACGGAACCUUUUGUCUACUUGAGUAGAUCUUUUGUUACGAUGCUGCAAACUAUGGAGACAUUUACAGUAUUUAUGUCAGAGACUGGGGGCUGUUGGCCAGCAAAGCUUAGGAGAACAGCAAGAGUGGAGCAAAAGGAAGAAGGGUGUUACGUCGCUGAACAAAUGAGUAAACGCGACCUUUUUAUGCUUAUAAUGCAACAGCCAAAUAAAGAGAGAGAACGGGCAAUGUAAGUUAAGUGCAUUUCUACAAAGAACAGCAAUAAACUAUUUUAACUUUUAAAAUGA
Messenger RNA from Coturnix japonica (Japanese quail), 2246 nucleotides. NCBI's taxonomy places the organism in Eukaryota, Metazoa, Chordata, Aves, Galliformes, Phasianidae. The record is from RefSeq and is a predicted model, not a curated record.